UCCAAAACUCUGUUUAAUUUUUAGCUUGUUCGAUCCAAAUCUGUUAAUCUCUUCCCCACUCUAGAAAACAAUAACAAGUCCGAAACUUGUCUUUGUAUCAAACAAAAAUCUUCUGUUGAUGAAGUUGCUGUGUUCAUCAACCAUGGAUCUCUUCAGAGCAAGGGAUUUAUUUUUUCAUCUAUUUAUUCUCUUCAUUUGCCAACCAUUGGUUUCUAGUCAAGAUGCUAAACCUGGCAAUGUUGCUGACUUGUUUAAGAGAGUUUCAGAAAAUAUUCAAGUGAAACGUUUUAGCGAAGCACUUAAUGAUCUCAAUACUGUUUUGGAGGAUGAUCCAAACCAUUCAGAAGCUUAUUUGCGACGUGCAUCAGUUCUUCGUCAAUUAUGCAGAUAUGAGGAGUCUGAGGAAAGUUACAAAAAGUAUCUGGAGUUAAAACCUGGAGAUUCUGCAGCAGAAAAGGAACUUUCUCAGUUGUCGCAGGCUAAGAAUGCAUUAGAAACGGCACUUAAUCUGUUUGAUUCUAAGGAAUAUGGAAAAGCCUUGGAUUACGUAGAUAAAGUAGUCCUUGUGUUCUCAUCUUCAUGUAUAAAGGCUAAAAUACUUAAAGUAAAGUUGAUGUUAGAAUUGAAAGACUACUCGGGAGCUAUCUCAGAGUCUGGAUUUAUCCUUAAAGAAGAUGAGAACAAUCUUGAUGCAUUAUUGAUACGCGGGCGUGCUUACUAUUAUCUGGCAGAUCAUGACGUUGCUUUGAAGCAUUAUCAAAAAGGUCUCAGGUCAGAUCCGGAGCAUAGUGAACUGAAGAAAACAUAUUUUGGACUGAAAAACCUAUUGAAGAAGACAAAAAGUGCAGAAGAUAAUGAGAGUAAGGGUAAAUUCCGUAUGGCAGUGGAGGACUUCAAAGCAGCUCUUGCCAUGGACCCUAAUCACAGUGCUCAUAAUGUACAUCUUUAUCUUGGUUUGUGUAAAGUUCAGAUCAAGCUUGGCCGUGGCAAAGACGCUCUGGAUAGUUGCACAGAAGCACUUAAGAUUGAUGAAGAGUUGGUUGAAGCUUUAGCCCAGAGGGGUGAAGCUAAGCUUUUAACUGAGGACUUGGAGGGAGCUGUUCAAGAUCUGAAAGAAGCAUACCAAAAAUCAUCCCAGGACAUGAGCAUCCGGGAAUCAUUAAUGAAGGCCGAAAGAGCAUUAAAGAUGAGCAAGCGCAAGGACUGGUACAAGAUCUUAGGAAUUUCCAAAACUGCAUCUAUACAAGAGAUUAAGCGCGCUUACAAGAAGCUUGCUUUACAAUGGCAUCCAGAUAAGAAUGUUGAUAAUAGAGAGGCAGCUGAAGAGAAAUUCCGAGAAAUAGCUGCUGCAUAUGAGGUGCUAGGGGAUGAUGAAAAGAGGGUGAGAUUUGAUAGAGGGGAAGACAUGGAAGAUAAUAUGGGAAUGGGUGGAGGUCAUGGUGGUUUCAACCCUUUUGGUGGCGGCGGUGGUGGUGGACAACAAUAUACCUUCCAUUUUGAAGGAGGUUUCCCUGGUGGUGGAUUUGGAGGAUUCGAUGGAUUUUGAUCCCAAACGCCUCCUUAACAUAUUGGUAGCGAAAUGAGCUGGGCGACCAGAGAAUUUAGCAGCGGCAGCAAUCGAGGAGGUGCCAAGAAUCCCAUCUGACUUGACUGCUAACAAGGUUAUGAGAAAAAAGGCUUUGUUUAGACAGUGAGAGUUUUUUGUAGUUCGCCACCAGUUUCAGUGGUAAGGCCAUGGAAAUGUAUGAAUUGGUUGAUAUAGAGUCCACUUAAAUCUUUUUGUGCCGUUAGUGCUGCCAUGAGAGGGUUGUAAAAUCGUAUAACAAAGAGUAAUUGUAUCCAAUUUGUAGCAUUACUGGGAAAGAAACAUUAAAUUGACUCAGCCAAGCUUCGUCUUUUUUACUUUGCCUGUAGAAUAGAGAAGAUGUAGAAACACCCUAAUGGAAGAUGGUAUUUGUAAUCAA
Molecule: messenger RNA, 1964 nt
Organism: Papaver somniferum (opium poppy)
Lineage: Eukaryota; Viridiplantae; Streptophyta; Magnoliopsida; Ranunculales; Papaveraceae
Product: dnaJ protein P58IPK homolog
Exons: 9
Coding region: 119-1546 (475 amino acids)
Cellular component (GO): endoplasmic reticulum lumen
Molecular function (GO): protein binding
Source: RefSeq, a predicted model, not a curated record